AUGGGUGGAUGCUCCGCUCCAAACUGCUCGAACUCCACAACUAUUGGAAAGCAGCUCUUUCGCUUUCCGAAAGACCCCGUGCGCAUGAGAAAGUGGCUUGUAAACUGUCAUCGUGAUUUUGUUCCGACUCCCUGCUCCAGACUGUGCCAGCCCUCGGUGGAUUCAGAGGAGGAUGGGGUUCAGAGGACUGACGAGGAGCGACCUUGCUCUCUCUGCCAGCAUUAUAAGAUCAAACUGGAGCAGCAUCAGCAGCACACAGUCAGACUACAGAGAGAGGCGGAGGAAAUGAAGAAACGCCUUUACAAACUGAGUAAAAUAGAGAAGGGGCUACAGGUUUUUCUGUUUGAGGAUCAGAUAUGUGCCCUAACGUUAGCCAAGCAUUCUCGGAGGGCAGUGUGGUCCCAUGGAACUUUACUGACAGCCCGUAAAAUCCGCUGUGCAGUGGGGGUUAAAAGAUACGAGUACCUAAGGGAACUGGGCUACCCCUUGCCUUCUUACAGGACGCUGUGUAAUCGCCUAGAUCCCAAAAUGAUGGUGACCACAAGUAUGCAGGACGAACUAGCAGAGCUGGGCCUGGGUAUCAUAACAGCUUGUGACAGUCCAGAGGGCAACGUGAUGAGUGAUGAAGGACUGAUUGGAGUCAUGACCUGAGACACUGUGUUUGUAAGAAACUGCACUAAUGCUGUUAAACUGUUAAACCACCCGAGGGUGAAGCUGCGGCAGGACUCACAGAGGAUGCUUGUUUACUGGGUUAAGUUAUUUUGGAUUGUUGUUGUUGCAUUUAAAAAGCAUUUGCAAUAAUACCACAACCGUCUAGAGUUAAUUCACUAUCAUCCAGAAAUAAAUAUUUGGUUUUGCUG
This is a messenger RNA of Carassius carassius (crucian carp), 860 nucleotides long. RefSeq lists its product as uncharacterized. Gene Ontology annotation, molecular function: transposase activity; sequence-specific DNA binding. Lineage: Eukaryota; Metazoa; Chordata; Actinopteri; Cypriniformes; Cyprinidae. The record is from RefSeq and is a predicted model, not a curated record. The coding region runs from base 1 to 651 and encodes 216 amino acids. The transcript has 3 exons. Gene Ontology annotation, biological process: DNA transposition.